Spirometra erinaceieuropaei is the source of this 540-nucleotide messenger RNA. Lineage: Eukaryota; Metazoa; Platyhelminthes; Cestoda; Diphyllobothriidea; Diphyllobothriidae. The record is from the annotation of a GenBank genome assembly.
AUGUUACCUUUUCUCUUAUCGCACGGUCCUCGGUCGCGCACGCCAAAGGACUUGUUCGAUGACAACGACGUUGUCAUCGGCAACCUGCUCUGCGAGAAGAAUCGCCUACACAAAGCCUACGUAGACUACCCCGUUGACGACAACAGAGCUGUUUUCUACCGCAGUCGUCGCCUCCUGCAACAGCGGCUGCGCGAGAUGCAGGACGCCUGGACGGCUCGUAAGGCUGAGGAAAUCAAAGGGUAUGCAGACCUCAACGAAUGGAAGAACUUCUUCUCCACGAUCAAAGCUGUCUACGUCCCGCCAGCCAAAGGUACCACGCCUAUUCCCAGUGCCGAAAGAAAUACCCAACUCACUGAGAUGGCACGCAUUCUACAGCGAUGGCCGGACACUCCAGAGGCGUCCUCAACCGUCACUGCAUCAUCACCGAUACCGCCAUCACACGUGUGCCUCAAGUGGAGGAAAAUAUGGCUGCGGAACAAUCAGAGUGUCUUGAUUCUUGAUAGCUUCGUUCCUCAUCUGUCAUCUAUGCAUCCCCCGUAA